Lotus japonicus is the source of this 842-nucleotide messenger RNA. RefSeq lists its product as uncharacterized. The transcript has 4 exons. NCBI's taxonomy places the organism in Eukaryota, Viridiplantae, Streptophyta, Magnoliopsida, Fabales, Fabaceae. Bases 115 to 651 code for a protein of 178 amino acids. The record is from RefSeq and is a predicted model, not a curated record.
UAAUCAAAGAAGCAAUAUCAGCCUUGUGUUUCUGCUCUCCCUUAUCUCCCUCACGCUUCCUUCUUCUUCUGAGUGUUCCACAGAGGAGGGGAGAAGCCAAAGCCAAAGCCAAUCAUGGGUGCCUCUUCACUACCAUCUUUCAUUCAGGUGAUGCCAUCUUCACAUGAAAAACUCAGCACCCAUCAAAAGAAGUUUCAAAUUGGAAUACCAACAAGAGACACACAGUUUUCUUGGUCUUUUUCUUCACCUCCUUCCUGCAAAGUUCUUCACAAAUCACUUCCUUUGGCUGCUUCAAUUGCAAUUCUUCUCUGGUCAAGCCCUGCACAUGCUGGGUUCAUGUCAGGAAUCUCUGGAUUAGAGUCUGUUCCUGGUCCUCAGCUUCCUCAGAUUGACUUUCUCAGCCGCAGAAAUGAAGAAAACCAGAAGAUGUAUGCUGAGAAUGAUGCAAGAUUUAAAUCUUCUCCCCUGCUGAAGAAACUGCUCGAGCAAUCUGAGUCCAAAAAAGAGAAGAACCGUAAAGAAAUUGAGAACAAGUAUUGCUUACGUGGAGCAGAGUGGGGAGUUGGGGAUUGUUCAGCAGAGGGAAUGACUCCAGAUGAGAGGGAGAAAUUCAUAGCAAUGUUGAAGCAGAGGGUUGAAGAAAGUAAUUAACAUGAUACUGAUGCAUAGAGAAUGAAUUUAAAGGUUUCUUGUAACUUUGGCAUGUAGGAUGUCUCUAGGUGAAGAAACAAUUAGGCCUCUUGCAGAGUUUCAAAAUAUUGUUUUUGAAGUACCAUUUAUACAUGGACUGUUUUUAUGUUUAAUGUAUAAUUGUGAAAGAAAAAUCUCAUACAUUUAGCCUU